AUGCUUCCUGUAGGAAAUAUCCAGGUUCCUAUCCAUUUCCUAAGGGGGCAGGAUAAUCAAACAGUUGCCCAUAAAAAGCAUCCUAAAGGAGACGUAGGGCGACAACCAGAAGCGUCCUUCUGGAGACGCAGCCCGCAAAGCAGCAUCCUAAGGGAGCCGCAGGGUGCGCCAGGAAUUUCCCAAGGGAGAUAUCCAGGUUCCUAUCCGUUUCCUAAAGGGGGCAGGUUAAUCAUACAGUUGUCCAUAAGCAGCGUCCUAAGGGAGAUGCAGGGCAACGACCAGAAGCGUUUUUAA
Messenger RNA from Prunus armeniaca (apricot), 294 nucleotides. Lineage: Eukaryota; Viridiplantae; Streptophyta; Magnoliopsida; Rosales; Rosaceae. The record is from the annotation of a GenBank genome assembly.